UUGGACCUCUUGUUCCCCACGCCUUGUGGGCCGUGGACGAGAUCAUAUAAAUAGUCAGCUGCGUUAGCGGACCGAAGGACGGACGACCGUGUGCUGCAGGCAACAUGACUUCAUCAGUGUGGGCAUUGCUCUGUUUCAUUGGCAUCCUGGCAUCGGGAGCUCUGGGAGCACGGGAAUUUGGCUCAGACAACCGGAAGAUUCACUCAAUUAGACCUUCGAUACCACGACUGUCCCCGCAAGUCCCCCCGAGGGUCUAUGAGCGCUUUGAAGAUAUCAAAUCUAUUGAACAAACCUCUGACGAAGCACCGAGUGCUGAAACCUUUCAAGAGGUCCAGCUGGGUGGUUACACACCCCGAGGCUUCCAGCAGCAGGGUGCCAGACCCGGUGCCAACAACUACCUGACGCAGGAGAGACGGAGAGGAGACAGUGGAGCUGGUGGCACUAAUUCCAGGUUUGAUCGCUAUCAGCCCUCCCACCAGCAGCCGCCAGCGAACAGCCAGCCGCUCUCACAGCUGCAACACAAAGCUGCACCACUUGCAUCUUGGCAGUCUGCUCGAAACCCGAGUGGCUCUUCUGCAUCCAUCAGAACUGUUGCAGCAACAAGGUCUAAUUGCAGAAACCGUCCUAUAGACUUGGUGUUCAUCAUAGACAGCUCCCGCAGUGUACGCCCUGCUGAGUUUGAGAAGGCCAAGGAGUUCCUGCAAGACAUGGUGGACAGCUUAGAGAUUGGCUCAGACUCCACACGAGUUGGCCUCGUCAAUUAUGCUAGCACAGUGCAGAUUGAGUUUCUACUGAAGACGUAUUUUGACAAGUCUGCCCUGAAGCAGGCUCUGGCUCGUGUUGAGCCCCUCGCUUCAGGCACCAUGACCGGCAUGGCCAUCAAGACUGCCAUGGAGAAAGCUUUCACCUCAGAGGCAGGAGCCAGAGCUAGCUCCUCGAACAUUGCCAAAGUAGCCAUCAUAGUGACGGACGGAAGGCCCCAGGAUAAGGUAGAGGAUGUAUCGGCAGCAGCUCGGACAUCUGGGAUCGAGAUCUACGCAGUGGGAGUAGACAGAGCUGAUAUGACGUCCCUCCGCCUCAUGGCCAGCCAGCCACUUGAUGACCAUGUUUUCUAUGUGGAGACCUAUGGUGUCAUAGAGAAGCUCACUUCCAAAUUUAGGGAAACCUUGUGUGGUUUGGAUGCAUGUGCUCAGGGACACAAUUGUCAGCACAUUUGUGUCAACAAUGGCAACUCAUACAACUGCAAGUGUCGUGCAGGCUAUGUCUUGAACCCGGACAAGAAAACAUGCUCACGUUCGGAUGCCUGUGCCCAGGGACAUGACUGCCAGCACAUUUGUGUCAACAAUGGUAACUCAUACACCUGCAAGUGUCGCGUGGGAUAUUUGUUGAAUGCAGACCAGAAAACAUGCUCACGUUUAGGUUUGGAUGCAUGUGCCCAAGGGCAUGACUGCCAGCACAUUUGUACCAACAAUAGAAACUCUUACAUCUGCAAGUGUCGAGUCGGAUACGUGUUGAACAUGGAUCAGAAAACAUGCUCACGCUCAGAUGCAUGUGCUCAGGGACAUGACUGCCAGCAUAUUUGUAUCAACAAUGGGGACUCAUACAACUGCAAGUGUCGAGUGGGAUAUGUGUUGAAUGCAGACCAGAAAACAUGCUCACAGGAAAUGAGGGGUGAAAUAACUCAAGAUGCCUGCAUGUGUGAAGCUCAGAUUGUGUUCCAGAAAAAAGUACAGUCAACCAUUCAGGAGCUGAGCAGAAAGCUUAUUGAACUUUCAAACAAAGUGGACCUAAUUGAGGACCAACAGCAGUAUUAAGAACAACAAGGAAGAUGUCAGGGGACAUGUUCAGGACUAGCAGUAGAUCUGAUUUUUUGAGCAUAUGAAGUCAUCUUUGAUCCUCCAAAUCUCCCAGUGUUUCAGUAAAACUGUCUAUGAUUUGAUAGAGGUGUGCAUAAUAUUGAUUUCUCAUGCAGUGAACUGUUGGCAUUACUGUUUUGUAAAUCUGCAUUUUGCAUUUACAACACUGUUCUUACUUCUUACAGUAAAGUCAGGAAUAACUGGUCUAAAUGUAUAUUUGUUAGAAAUGCUACAUUUCCUCCAUUGAGUUAAAACUCAAACAAUGUAAGAUAACCAGAUAAGUUAUAGAAUAGAUAUAGCUGCAAACUUUAUAAAGUAUAUAAGUAAAAAUGUAAGAAAAAUGUUAAAAGUUUACUUUUAUAAUGAAUGUUUCUCAUGGGGAAAGUGUUUUACUACAUACUUGUUGUGUAUUUACUGCUCUGACAGUAUUUGUUUAUCAGCGUUCUUGCGUUCUUGGUAGAACACAAAGUCUCCAUCCAUAACUAUAACACAACAACUAAUCUCUUAUGCAACAAGAGCAUUGUUGUUACCCUUCUGAUUGCAGCACUCAGGCAGAGAAAAGACCGAAAUAAAGCCUGAUCCAAUUGGCCCAUUACAGUGUUACAUCACAGUGAAUUACUAUAAUCCUUUCAUUUGAAAUAUUUUAAAAACUGCACAGUGUUGAUUGGCAAUUAAUGUUUGUUAUAACAGACAGUUGCAAUUGCUUUGGGGGGAGAGGGGAAACUAUUUAAGGAGUUCAAGGGGGAUUGUCCCGCUUCAGUAGUUUGCACACUUGGCAAGUCGAUGACCAAAAUCCUGGCCUGACUAUUUUCAAUGCACUAGGUUUUGAAAUGUUGAGAUUUUCAGUUAAGAUCCACUCAGACUUUGUAACUAAUUUCAAUAUACAGUAUUUUCUUUAUCAAAUAAUACAUACUUCUACUGUGUUUUCUACUUUGUCAUUGCCAUGGAAAACAUGUGAAACAGAGUGAAAUGAGUAAUAUGGUGGUGUAGGUUUCUUUGUAUAAACUAACAGUUGUGUGCAUGACAUAUUUUGGUGCUUUUGUGACAUAUUUGGAAAUAUUUUCUCUUGUGAGUGGAGUUGUAUUUGCACAUGUGAAAUAAACAAUAUGAAAAAUUGAUAAUAUACAUAUCUUACAGUAUUGUGUGUUUUACACUUUAGUAACAAGCCACUUUUAGUAUCUCACAACAAAUCAAUCUGUCUUAUCUAUAUUUUAUUGUUUUGCAUC
This is a messenger RNA of Larimichthys crocea (large yellow croaker), 3082 nucleotides long. Its product is annotated as matrilin-3. Lineage: Eukaryota; Metazoa; Chordata; Actinopteri; Sciaenidae. The record is from RefSeq and is a predicted model, not a curated record. The transcript has 9 exons. Gene Ontology annotation, molecular function: calcium ion binding. The coding region runs from base 105 to 1814 and encodes 569 amino acids.